Messenger RNA from Ogataea angusta, 1260 nucleotides. RefSeq lists its product as uncharacterized. The transcript has a single exon. NCBI's taxonomy places the organism in Eukaryota, Fungi, Ascomycota, Pichiomycetes, Pichiales, Pichiaceae. The record is from RefSeq and is a predicted model, not a curated record. Bases 1 to 1260 code for a protein of 419 amino acids. Gene Ontology annotation, molecular function: poly(A)-specific ribonuclease activity.
AUGAUUUCGGACGACGAGAAGAGAAGACUACGUGCUCUAAAAAAAGAGCAAAAACGGCUCGAGCAGCAAAAUGCGGAAGGGAAACCAAAACAGCUCUUCAUUCGUCGCCCCCUGCUCGAACUUCCUCGUGCUGAGCCCGUGCAAAACACGUUCACCAUCAUGUCCUACAACGUGCUCGCUCAAGCCCUGAUCCGACGCAGUCUCUUUCCCGACAACGGCGCAAUUCUCAAAUGGAAUAAGCGGUCCGAGGCUCUGCUGGCCGAAUUGAAGUACUACGCCGCAGAUAUCAUGUGUCUGCAGGAGAUGGACUAUAUCCAGUACAACAGCUACUGGAGCCCCAAACUAGCCCUCUUGGGCUACGAAAACAAGUACUAUAGAUCCGGCACAAAAAACCACGGCGUGGCUGUAUUCUACAAGGCGUCCAAGUUUGCUCUUGUCGACUCCUCGUUCAUAGAUUACGACAAGGUGGCCACCGAAGGCAUUGUUCCGCGCACUGCCACACAGAAUGUGGGCCUGCUGGUCGCCUUGCAAGCGAAAAACCAGCCCGACAGCGUCCUCGUGGUGGGGACCACGCAUCUGUUUUGGCAUCCGUACGGCACGUACGAGAGAACGCGCCAGACAUAUGUGGUUUUGCAGUCGAUGCUGGAGUUUGAACAACGGGUCAAGCUUUUGCACCCAAACUUUGCCAAAACGUACAAGUUUUUUGCCGGAGAUUUCAACUCGCAGCCUUACGACUCGCCGUAUCUGUCGAUCGUCCAGAAACCAAUCGUCUAUAAUGCACGCUGUCUGAACGUUAUUUCGUGCUCGGCCUCGUACGACUACUCCAACCAGGACGAUAACGAGCACGAGACGCCUGUUCCAGACGAGUUUGAGCCCAAUGAGCAGCAGCGCAAGAUGGUCCACGAUAUGGAGAAGCUGCACAACUCGCUCCCUGCGCGCGCCAUCUCUCUGUACUCGCUGGGCUACCAUCUGGUCGACCCAAAAAACGCCGGGCUGGACAACGAUCGCAACGAGCCGUUUUUCUCCAACUGGGCGCACACGUGGCGCGGCCUGCUCGACUACAUCUUCUUCGUGACCGAGUGGGACGGCUCGGACUGCACUGCCCCUGACAAACUCGAGGAUUUUGAGGCCCAGCACGGCGUCAUUCUGAAAAGCCUGCUGAAACUGCCACACCCCACGGAAAUGGAUAAGGGCCAGCCACGCGAGGGCGAGUACCCGAGCGACCACCUGUGUAUAAUUGCCGAGGUCGCGUUACGCUAA